Messenger RNA from Achroia grisella, 4218 nucleotides. It is a transcript of the gene Khc, whose product is annotated as kinesin heavy chain. Gene Ontology annotation, molecular function: microtubule motor activity; ATP binding; microtubule binding. The record is from RefSeq and is a predicted model, not a curated record. Gene Ontology annotation, biological process: microtubule-based movement. Lineage: Eukaryota; Metazoa; Arthropoda; Insecta; Lepidoptera; Pyralidae. The coding region runs from base 184 to 3093 and encodes 969 amino acids. The transcript is spliced from 19 exons.
AAGGCAUUACGGCCUUUCUUCUUUGAAGAAUAUGGCCGACAUUUUGAUGUUGCUGUCAUGAAGAUUUUUCAGUGACAUAAAAUUUUUAACUUUGUAGUUCUUCAUGCACGGUUUUAAGUUCCCAGAACAUUUUAUUUUUUAAUCGCUUGUUGGUGUUUAGUGUAAUCCUGUUUUGUUGUUAUAAUGGCAGCUGAUCGGGAGAUUGCUGCUGAAGACAGCAUUAGAGUCGUAUGUCGAUUUCGGCCACUCAAUGACUCUGAAGAAAAAGCUGGUUCAAAAUUUAUUGUGAAAUUCCCUUCGGGACCUGAUGAUAAUUGCAUUUCUAUAGGGGGUAAAGUGUAUUUGUUUGAUAAAGUUUUCAAACCAAAUGCUACUCAAGAGAAGGUCUACAAUGAAGCUGCAAAAAGUAUUGUGUCUGAUGUGCUGGCUGGUUACAAUGGAACCAUAUUUGCAUAUGGUCAGACCAGUUCUGGUAAAACACAUACUAUGGAAGGUGUCAUAGGAGAUCCAGGAAAACAGGGUAUUAUUCCAAGGAUAGUAAAUGAUAUUUUCAAUCACAUCUAUGCAAUGGAAGAGAACCUUGAAUUUCAUAUUAAAGUGUCAUAUUUUGAAAUAUACAUGGACAAAAUCAGAGACUUGUUAGAUGUAUCAAAAGUCAAUCUGAGUGUUCAUGAAGACAAAAACAGAGUUCCAUUUGUAAAGGGUGCUACUGAACGAUUUGUGUCAAGUCCUGAAGAAGUGUUUGAAGUUAUAGAAGAAGGAAAAUCAAAUCGACACAUUGCUGUGACAAACAUGAACGAACAUUCAUCUCGAUCUCAUUCUGUCUUCCUCAUAAAUGUGAAACAAGAGAACUUAGAAAACCAAAAGAAACUUUCUGGAAAAUUGUAUCUAGUGGACUUGGCUGGUUCUGAAAAGGUGUCCAAAACUGGUGCUGAAGGUACUGUGCUUGAUGAAGCGAAGAAUAUUAACAAAUCUUUAUCGGCCCUCGGUAACGUAAUUUCGGCCUUAGCGGAUGGGAACAAAUCUCACAUCCCGUACAGAGACUCAAAGUUAACUCGUAUAUUGCAAGAGUCGCUCGGAGGUAACGCCAGAACAACUAUUGUCAUCUGCUGUUCACCAGCCUCUUUCAAUGAAAGCGAAACAAAAAGUACUCUCGACUUUGGUAAAAGGGCUAAGACGGUUAAGAAUGUUGUAUGCGUCAACGAGGAACUCACUGCUGAAGAAUGGAAACGUCGUUAUGAGAGAGAAAAGGAGAAGGUGGCUAGGCUUAAGGGCAAGGUUGAGAAGUUGGAAGCCGAGCUGGCGCGCUGGCGUUCUGGCGAAACUGUGCGACCAGAAGAACAGGUUAACUUACAAGAGAUUGAUGCUGUCACUCCAAUUACAUCAUUCAUUGAAGAAAAGCCACCUGCACCGGUCAGUACAAAUCCUGUGCCAGUGGCGGUCUCGAGCGUAGUUGAAGAUGCAGCCAUGCAAGGUAAAUUGGAAACCUUGUAUCAACAACUUGAUGAUAAAGAUGAAGAGAUCAAUCAACAGUCACAGUUGGUCGAAAAACUUAAGGAGCAAAUGAUGGAACAAGAAGAACUCAUUGCAUGCACCAGACGUGACUAUGAAGCACUGCAAGGUGACAUGAACCGAAUCCAACAAGAGAAUGAAGCGGCGAAGGAAGAGGUCAAGGAGGUUCUUCAAGCUCUCGAAGAGCUUGCCGUCAACUAUGAUCAGAAGUCACAGGAGGUUGAUAGCAAGAGUCGUGAGUGUGACCAAUUAUCUGAAGAGUUACAGACCAAACAGAGUGCACUGACAACUGCAACGGCCGAGCUGCAGCAACUUCGUGAUUUAUCGGCACAUCAACGGAAGCGUAUCGCUGAACUUCUUACGAAUUUGCUGAGAGAUCUCGCGGAAAUAGGUUCCGCAGUAGGUGGCUCCGAACUCGACUUCAAACUCAAUGUGGACACAGUUGGCAAACUCGAAGAAGAAUUUACAGUCGCGCGUUUACACAUUAGCAAAAUGAAGAGCGAAGUCAAGAACAUUGUACAGCGUUGUCACUCUCUUGAGUCUGCCAAUAUUGAUGCUAAUCAAAAGAUUGAGGAAUACGAGCGGUCGCUUGGAGAGUGCCGCCUGCUGAUUUCUCAGCACGAGGCGCGGUGUGCCUCGCUCGCGGAGUCCAUGCGGGAAGCCGAGAACAAGAAACGACAAUUGGAAGAGGCGGCCGAUGCUCUUCGUGAAGAAUGUGCCCGACUGCAAGCGGCGGAGCGCGUGCAGCUGGCGGCGGCCGAGGAGCGUGCGGACACGCAGGUGCGCGGCGCGCUCGAGGCCCAGCUCGAACAACUGCGGGCCGCCCACGCCACGCAGCUCGCCGCCCUACGGGACGAGCUCGCCGCGCUGCAGCGCCAGCACCAAGAGCUCAAGGAUACAUACCAGGAGCUGACACUCGCUCGGCAGCAGUUGCAGGACGACUACGAGAAACUGAAACGCGAGGAGGCCGACAAGUCGGCGAAACUCAAGGAGCUCAUUCAAAGCGUGGAGCGGCGUGAACAAGCUCGCGCCGAUCUCAAAGGUUUGGAGGAUACUGUGGCUAAGGAGUUGCAAACUCUGCACAACUUACGCAAACUCUUCGUACAGGACUUACAGGCAAGGAUAAAGAAAUCCACAAACUCUGAAGAAGGCGCUGAAGAAGAAGGCGGCUCGCUCGCACAAAAACAGAAGAUCUCAUUCCUGGAGAACAAUCUAGAACAACUGACAAAGGUGCACAAGCAGUUAGUCCGCGACAACGCCGAUUUGCGUUGCGAACUGCCCAAGCUUGAGAAGCGCUUGCGAGCCACUAUGGAGCGCGUCAAGGCAUUAGAGACGGCCCUCAAGGAAGCUAAAGAAGGCGCAAUGCGCGACCGUAAGAGAUAUCAGUUUGAGGUGGACAGGAUCAAGGAGGCGGUUCGCGCUAAGAAUCUUGCGCGAAGAGGACCACAAGCACAAAUCGCGAAACCGAUCCGCGCCGGCGGCGGCCACAUGGGCGGCGGCGCGGCCGGCGUGGUGCGAGCCGCGCCCGCGCAGGACAUCAAGCGGAAGUCCAUCAUCGUCGGCGCUCGAGAUGAGAGUUGAACAGUUAGCCGUUACGUCGUAGAGAAUUUAAAUGAAACUUCAUAGAUGUACCUAACAUGGGCGGCGGAAAUUCUUUAAAAUAUACCCAUUAUACUACGUGUUUAUGAGAAGCCUAAUAUUAAACUGCAACAAAAAAAAAGAAAAAUAUCGUAGAAUUCUCUUAGGCUUAAUAUUUCGAGCUAUAUAACCUUAAUGUCGAUAAGUGCACAUGGAUUUAGAAGUAUAAUAGCUUUUCGCUAAUUAUAAAUAGGUCAGGUUUCAUAUAAAUUCGAUAUCGGUUAUCGUUAGGUACCGGUGCAAAAAGUAUUACGAUAUGAGCAGACCCGAAGCUUCGAUGGUCUUUGACGUUGCUAUUUUUAUUAAAUGAAAUAUAUUUUUAUGAUAUGACAAAAGUAUUACGUUUAGUUUUUUGUCGUAAAUACUAACUUAUGAUCACUAUACCGUGGGAAGAGACGCGACGAACGGUAUCUAGGAGUUGUCUAGUACAAACAUAUACCGAGCCAGUUACCAUAACGUGUGUGUAAACACCAAAACGCAAUCAGUCGCGUUUCUUUCUUAUUUACUAUAGAAUGAUAAUAACUUCAAGAUGCAAUAUUUCAUUAUCUUUAAGAAUAUGCAGUGAGUUAUUUGCAGACUAGUAUGGGAUGCCGCACAAAUAAAAUAGACAUAAAUUUGAAAAAAAUGACCAUAAUCGUAUUGUCCUGUAUUCCGCGUGUGGCAAAUGCAUACCAGUGUGCAUCUUCAGUGUGUAGUUGUAGUUUAAGCUUCUUUAAUAUAUAUAUUUUUAUAUAUUGUGAUAAGCGUUGUUAUGCUAUUUUGUGAGCAUUUAUUUAUGUUAACGAACUACUUUCGGUAUGUUCACAAGGUGUCAUGGGUGAUAACAGGAGGUCUCGUGGGUGAUAUACGUUAAGCUUCAGGUUUAGUCGUUGCCGGUCAGCUAAGUCGGUACGUGCGUGUGUGCCUGGGCGACUUGCUGCAACUAGCAAGUUCACUGCCGCUAGGUACAAUCUGCGCCAGAAGGAUUCGCAAUACAAAUUAGUGGGCGAUUUUUGUAUUCUUAUUUAGGAAUAUGAAAAUCUCUUUCAACUAAAUACAUUUUUUGCUCUGGUAACUAAAAACUAUAAA